Erinaceus europaeus (western European hedgehog) is the source of this 1461-nucleotide messenger RNA. RefSeq names its product RNA polymerase II subunit M (gene POLR2M). Gene Ontology annotation, cellular component: RNA polymerase II, holoenzyme; nucleus; nuclear envelope. The transcript has 4 exons. Lineage: Eukaryota; Metazoa; Chordata; Mammalia; Eulipotyphla; Erinaceidae. Gene Ontology annotation, molecular function: transcription elongation factor activity. The record is from RefSeq and is a predicted model, not a curated record. Bases 143 to 1219 code for a protein of 358 amino acids. Gene Ontology annotation, biological process: intracellular signal transduction; transcription elongation by RNA polymerase II; maintenance of ER location.
UGGAAGAAGACCGGCUCUUCCGGGAAAAUGGCGGCCCCCGCUGGAGCCCAGCAGUCCCUGUCGGCCGCGGAUCCGGCGCUUGCUGCGGGGGCUGCGGACGACGCCGAGGGCCCGCCUCCUGGCCAGCCUCAGUCCCCGCAGAAUGUCCUCGCUGCCCCGCGGCUUCGAGCCCCCAACUCCCGAGGAUUGGGGGCAGCGGAGUUUGGCGGAGCUGCGGGAGAUGUUGAAACGCCAGGAGAGACUUUUGCACAACGAAAAAUUCAUUUGCAAAUUGCCCGACAAAGGUAAAAAAAUCUUAGGUUCAGUUGCCAAGCUGAAAGCUGCCAUUGUAGAACAUGAAGAAGUUAGAAAGAAAAGUGACCUGCUUCACCGGAUUAGUUUAGACUGUAAGCCAAGACAGGAAGCAACUGCUUUUGUGGACGAGGACACGUAUAAGGCGCAGAAUCCUGACCAGACACUUGAUACUUCGUCACAAGUUCCCAGCUGUUCCUCUCUGGAUAACAUCAACUUGUCCAAAACAACUUCACAGCAACAGGAAUUUGUACAACCUGCCCAGAAUGGGGGUGAGGAGGCUGCAGGGGUUGAGGACCCAGCAAACAAGUGCCCAGUUUCCAGCAGCAAAGCUCUUGGGCAUCUCCCUCAGCCUCAUGUUCCAAGUCUCGUAGAAGGUCAGUCCAGCAGCUCUGGCAGCCUAUUUAUCAAUAGGUUACAGAGGAUCACAAUCUCAGACCCAAGCGAAAACACGAGUACUGAGCAGCUCACCGGCCUUUCUGAUGGGACUCAGAAGAAGAAACCCCAUUACAUGGAAGUGCUAGAAAUGAGAGCCAAGAACCCAGUGCCCCCAUCACAUAAAUUUAAAACUAACGUAUUGCCUUCACAACACAGUGAUUCAUCCAGUCGUUGUCAGGGAGCGGGGUCCCCUAUUUCCUCGGAAGAGAGGCGGCUGAGGGAUAAGAAGCAUCUUGAUGACAUCACAGCAGCACGCCUUCUACCACUUCACCAUAUGCCUGCACAGCUGCUCUCCAUAGAAGAGUCUCUGAGUCUUCAGAAACAGCAGAAACAGACCUAUGAGGAGAUACAAGCUAAACUUGCAGCCCAGAAAUUAGCUGAAAGACUGAACAUUAAAAUGCAGAGCUAUAAUCCAGAGGGAGAGGCUUCCGGGAAGUACCGAGAAGUAAGGGAUGAAGAUGAUGACCGGUCCUCUGAUGAGGGGCCCUGAAGGGGAGCGUCUGGAUUAUCCCAAGUCGGUGCCUGUUGAGAUGCUGUUAUCUCAUGUCUGACUUUCUAACCAGUGUCAAGAUCAGUGUCGGACUUGGUAGAAGGGAAGAGAAUUGUAUAAAACGACACAAAGGUAGCUAUAAAGAGUACCCACGUUGUCCUUUGGGAGAUGAAUUUCAUGCGCUUGACGUGUUCAGUAUUUGACUACUAUGUUCAACCACAUUAAAAUAAUUUUUUGCAGUA